AUGUGUAGUGCCUUGUGUCAUGGGCUUAAGUCCCCAGCAAGGCGGCUGGCUAAUUUGAGAGUUAAAAACAUAUCAACAUCUAUAGUGCACAAUGAAACUAUAUUAGUAAAAAAUAAUGAUGAAUUUGUUAAUAAGGUAAUCAAUAAUGACAAGGCAGUGAUAGUAAAUUUCCAUGCAGAGUGGUGUGAGCCAUGUAAAAUACUUACACCAAAGUUGAAGGAGCUUAUUGAACCGCAUAAUAACCUUGACUUAGCCAUUGUUGAUGUCGAGGAAAAUGCUGAUCUUGUACAUACAUUUGAGGUAAAAGCAGUACCCGCCGUGAUAGCAAUAAGAAACGGGCUAGUCGUAGAUAAAUUUAUUGGGCUAGUAGACACGGAUAUGAUUAAUAAUCUCAUUGAUCGGAUGUCCGGAAAGAAAAAGGAUGACGCGUAA
Pieris macdunnoughi is the source of this 432-nucleotide messenger RNA. The record is from the annotation of a GenBank genome assembly. Lineage: Eukaryota; Metazoa; Arthropoda; Insecta; Lepidoptera; Pieridae.